Neomonachus schauinslandi (Hawaiian monk seal) is the source of this 3003-nucleotide messenger RNA. Its product is annotated as kinesin-like protein KIF28P. The transcript is spliced from 23 exons. Gene Ontology annotation, molecular function: microtubule motor activity; ATP hydrolysis activity; microtubule binding. Gene Ontology annotation, biological process: microtubule-based movement; cytoskeleton-dependent intracellular transport. The record is from RefSeq and is a predicted model, not a curated record. NCBI's taxonomy places the organism in Eukaryota, Metazoa, Chordata, Mammalia, Carnivora, Phocidae. Gene Ontology annotation, cellular component: microtubule; kinesin complex.
AUGAUGACAGCACCUCUGCCAAGUACGGACGGUGUGCGAGUAGCGGUGCGCGUGCGGCCUUUCAGUCAGAGAGAGAAGACUUCUGGGAGCAAAUGUGUGAUUUCCAUGCAUUCCAGGACCACCACAACCAUACAAGACCCUAAGAAUCCAGAACAUAGGAAGACAUUUAUUUUUGACCUGGCAUAUUGGUCUCACGAUGGAUUUCAAAAGGAUCAAGAUGGUGUGUUUAUUUCAGCUGAUCCUAGCAGUUAAUUUGCAAGCCAGAAGGAUGUUUUCCAUGAUCUCGGCAGGCAGAUUCUGGACAGCGCUUGGCAAGGCUAUAAUGCCACCCUCCUAGCCUAUGGCCAAACUGGCUCUGGAAAAAGCUAUUCCAUGGUUGGGUUUGGUGCAAACAAGGGUAUUAUUCCAAAUGUGUGCGAGGAGCUCUUUCAAGCAAUUGAGAAGCGGGAGGGAAAUGAAGAAUACCAGGUUACGUUCAGUAUGCUGGAAAUUUACAACGAGCAGAUAAGAGACUUGCUAUCUAGAACCAAGAAACCUGGGGGACUAAAAGUAAGGGAAGACCAACAGCUGGGCUUUUAUGUGGAUGGCCUGAAGUCAGUGCCCUGUGAGAACUAUGCACAGAUUGAAAGGCUGAUGGAACAAGGGACAAAAAUAAGGACCACAGCAUCGACCAACAUGAAUGCCAGCAGCAGCCGGUCUCAUAUGGUUAUCACCAUUCAGUUCAAGCAGGUUUUCCCAGACAGCGACCUCACCAAGCACUCCAGUAUUAAUUUGGUGGAUUUAGCAGGAAGUGAAAGGCAGAAAUCUUCAGGAUCUAAAGGAGACAGACUGAAGGAAGGAUCACGAGUUAACUUAAGUUUAACCAAUUUAGGAAAUGUUAUCAGUGCUCUGGCUGAUGCAGCCACGGGGAAGAGAGUCUUGCAUGUUCCCUACAGAGAUUCUUUUCUGACCAAACUGCUCCAGCCAGCUCUGGGCGGGAACAGCAGAAUGACUUUGAUAGCAGCCAUAAGCCCCGCUGACAUCUGCUAUGAAGAAACUUUGUCCACAUUAAGAUACGCUGAAAGGGCUAAAAAGAUCCAGAACAAAGCCGUGGUCAACACCUCGACGCUGAUGAGAGAGUCAAAGGCAGAGAACAACAAAAGCGGCCAGCCUACCCGCUGGCAGAACCAGGGCCCGGGGCCACAGACUGGCCAGCCGACCUGGGCGCACCAGCUGGAGCAGGCUCGGGAGGAGUGGCAUCACCAGUAUCUGGCCAUCACCCAGGAGCGGCAGAUGACCGAGACCUUCCCUCACCUUCUCAACGUCAACGAGGACCCACAGCUCACGGGUGUUCUCAAGUACUUCAUUCAGGCUGGUUUGUGUGAUGCUGGUCGGGCUGCGUCAAAUGCCAUCCUUCUUCAAGGUUUAGGAAUUUCAGAUAAACACGCUUCCUUCACCAAUCUGGAUGGGAAAGUGACGGUCAUGCCACACAGCAAAUGCAAAGUUGUCGUUAAUGGGGUGCCCAUCGUGACCAAGACGAAGCUGCAGCACCUGGACCGCAUUAUCUUGGGAUUCAACAGCGCCUACCUCUACAUUGGGUUUCCUUCAGAGAGAGGCAAUGAAGACUUGAACAGGUUUGACUAUGACUUUUUCCAGCUGGAGAGAGCGGCUGCAGAAGGAGUGAGCGUGGACAAGCUCGGGGCCGCAGGCCAUGGGGAGGGGAACGCAGACCCCAGCGUGCUGGCCGUGUUCCAGGACUAUGUCAAACUGAUGCCGCUGGUGGCAGAAGCGAAUCAGAUGGGCGAAGAGCUGGAGAAGGGACUCAGAAUGGAACUGAAGGUGAAGAAUUUAGCGUCGUCAGACUCUAGGGGCUAUGACCUACAGAAAGAGGUCAUGGUGAAAGUGACCCACCAAAGGACUCACGAGUCUCUUCAUCUGACCAGCGCCACAGUGGCCUCCUCUGAAUCUCCUGGGGUGAGGAGAGAGGGGAGACAUGUUCCAUCCCUUCACGUCACUGUAGCAAAGUCCCUCACCGCCGGGGAGGCUCGAGCAACAAAGCUUUAUCUCUCACAGCUCUGGAGGCUGGAAGCCCAAAAUCGUGGCACGGGCAGAUUUGCUAUCCAAGCAUGUGGUGAGGAGGAUGUAGUAUUUGACCCUUCAGAGUUGCUGGGCAAGAGGAUGGAUUUCCAGAUUGGCCUUGUGCAGUGCCUUGGCAUCAAGUGGCUCAAGGAAGGCGCAGAGCGGGGCAUUCAGAUGGGGUACAGAAUUUAUGAUCUUUCAAGCACUUUCUAUACUAAGCCUGUAUGGAAAAUUGUGAAUCCCCAAAUAGAAGAAACUGUCCAAUUUACAGCUUUAAAUGCAUCUCAGGAGUUUCUGAAUUAUUUACAAACAAAUGCUCUCAUUGUUGAUUUAUGGGGUCUUCAAGAAGGCUGCGCCCAACUGAGCUGCUCUCAGCCGGACCCCAUGGUCACAAGUGAAGGCCACAUCAUGGUGGACACCAAGAAAAUUUCCACAGUGAUGGAUACAGGCCAGACCACCUCAAGUCAGAUAUCAGAACUUUAUAUGAAGUUGCUCAAGUUAGAACAGGAGAUGGAACUGCUCAGAAACGUUAACAGAGCCUUGAGAGAGGAAAAUGUGCUGCUCAAACACUCACUUGAGAAAGCUGGUUCUGCUCAACAAGCACAGAAGCCUUCAGAUAGCGGGAAGGUCACUCAGACACCAGCACAACUCCCCGCAGCCAGAGAGAUUCAUCACACGUCCGCUCAGCAAGCCAGCUCUGACAGAGAGUUGGCCAAAGCUCUGAAGGUCUUCUACCAAAGCCUGAAUGCGGCAAGAGGACAGUUUCUCAGACUGAGACAUUAUAAACCUCCUGAAGACGAUGGAUUGCUUCGACCGUUUGUACACCAACAGUCACGGAGGUUAAAGGACUUUGGGGAGCUGCUCGAAUCCAGCUUGUGGAGACUGAAAAGCGAUGUUGCUUGUAUAGUGAAAGAAAAGAGAGCGUGUUCGCUGCAUCCUGGAUAG